Molecule: messenger RNA, 7449 nt
Organism: Penicillium cosmopolitanum
Lineage: Eukaryota; Fungi; Ascomycota; Eurotiomycetes; Eurotiales; Aspergillaceae
Product: type I polyketide synthase
Exons: 5
Coding region: 1-7449 (2482 amino acids)
Biological process (GO): fatty acid biosynthetic process; secondary metabolite biosynthetic process
Molecular function (GO): fatty acid synthase activity; oxidoreductase activity; phosphopantetheine binding
Source: RefSeq, a predicted model, not a curated record
AUGUCUUUGCACGCCAUCGACAGGAAUGACUCAAGCAAGCCCGCAACGAGUGAAAUUGGAUCUAAGAAUUUUGAUAGAACCUCAACGAAGAAACCAAACCCUGCGACAGAUUGUGGUGAGCCCACCAUGAAUGGAAUAUUAUCCCAGGGGGUUAUAAGUCCUGUUCCUAUUGCAAUAUGUGGAAUGUCCGUUCGCCUCCCUGGAGGAAUCCAUGCACCUCAAGAUUUAUGGGAGUUUCUUCUCUCCAAGGGUGAUGCGCGUGGACCUGUUCCGAAGUCAAGAUACAAUGCAUCUGCCUACUUUUCUGAAACCACAAAACCCGGCAAUGUCAAAACCCAAUAUGGUUACUUUCUUGACGAGAGCAUUGAUCUUUCCACGGUCGACACUUCCUUCUUCCAUAUGGGAAAGGCCGAGGUUGAGAGAACAGAUCCUCAUCAGCGUCAAAUGUUAGAAGUCGCCAGGGAGUGUAUUGAAGAUGCCGGUGAAACAAAGUGGAAAGGUCGACCAAUUGGCUGUUACAUGGGCAGCUUUGGGGAGGAUUGGACGGAGAUGUUUGCAAAGGAAAAUCAGCAGUAUGGUCUGCACCGAGUCAGCGGCUAUGGUGAUUUUGUUUUAGCCAACCGAGUUUCGUAUGAAAUGGACUUGACUGGGCCAAGCAUGGUUAUCCGUACAGCCUGCUCAUCAUCGCUUGUAGCACUACACGAGGCGUGCGUGGCAAUCGGGAGAGGUGAUUGCGAAUCCGCGGUAGUUGGGGGCGCCAACUUGAUACUUGGGCCGGGUAUGACAGCCGCCAUGUCCGAACAAGGUGUUUUGUCACCAGAUGGGUCUUGUAACACAUUUUCCGCCAACGCCAAUGGCUAUGCUAGAGGAGAGGCCAUUUCAGCAGUAUUCAUCAAACCGCUUGCCGCUGCUAUUCAAGAUGGAAACCCAAUUCGAGCCGUUAUUCGAGGCACUGCUUCCAACAGCGAUGGGAAAGGGAGCGGUGGCAUGCAAGCCCCAAAUGAUGUCGCCCAGGAAGAAAUGAUCAGGCGAGCAUAUAAGCUGGCAGGCAUCACAGAUUAUUCUCGGACAGCAUUUGUCGAAUGCCAUGGAACAGGAACUUCAAUUGGCGACCCGACAGAAGCGAGAGCAGUCGGGCGUGUCUUCGGCCCACACGGAGGCAUCCAGAUAGGAUCUGUUAAACCUAAUCUCGGACAUUCCGAAGGUGCUUCUGGUCUGACAUCCGUGAUUAAGUCGGUCUUAGCACUUGAAAACAGGGUUAUCCCCCCGAACAUCAAGUUCAGCGAGCCAAAUCCUGACAUACCGUGGGAUGAGUGCAAGCUCUCCGUCCCCACAGAGCCAACACCGUGGCCGAAGUCUCGGGGCGAGCGUAUUAGCAUCAAUUCUUUCGGAAUUGGAGGCACCAAUGCACAUAUUAUUCUUGACUCCGCGAAAAGCGUUGGCAUUGCAGCUGCUCCAGACAGACCUCUGACGUCACCAGAACUACUUGUUCUCUCCGGCACCAAUGUUGACGCGGUGAAGAGGAGCAUUGCACUCUACAAGGACUACGUGCUCAAAAACCCUUCCAGGAUACACGAUCUAGCAUUUACAUUGGCUACGAGACGAGAACAUCUAUCACAUCGGGCAUACGCAGUGGUAAAUCUAUUCGGCGGCAUGACAGCAUCCGUGCCAUUCAAAUCUUCCAAAUCCCCUCGAAUCGCGAUGAUAUUUACCGGCCAAGGGGCCCAGUGGCCUGAAAUGGGCCGCUGUCUCAUUUUGGACCACAAAUUUCCAAGAUUCCGCAAGACAAUACAGUCGCUCGACCGUCAUCUUGAAGCCAUAUCCCCGAGCCUAUCAUGGUCCAUCGAGGAAGAAUUGCAGAAGCCUGCGAAACAUAGCAGACUUCAUUCAUCUGAGCUAUCUCAACCUAUCUGCACUGCAAUUCAAAUUGCUCUUGUUGACACCCUGGCAUCCCUCGAUAUCCAUGCCUCAGCUGUUGUUGGUCACUCCAGUGGCGAGAUUGCUGCGGCAUAUGCCGCUGGGGCCCUGGAGGCAAAUGAGGCGAUGGAGAUAGCAUUCUACCGCGGGCAGGUUACCCUAAUGCAGAACAAGUCUGGGUCGAUGGCAGCGGUGGGCAUGGGAUAUACUGGUAUACAAGAUCAUCUACGACCAGGUGUCACUGUUGCCUGUCAGAAUUCUCCCAGAAGCAUCACCAUCUCCGGAGAUACGGACGCAGUCGAGGAAACAAUUUCCAACAUCAAAAACGCGCACCCUGACAUUUUGGUAAGGAAGUUGAAAGUUAAUAAGGCAUACCACUCUCCACACAUGGCUGAGAUAGGCCCUUCCUACCAUAGUCUCAUCAAAAGACUAUCCUGCGCCCCCCCGAAGAAGCUGUUUUUUAGCAGCGUCGAGAGCGGAAAGCUUAUCCAGGACGCGACGCUCGGCCCCAAAUACUGGCAGAGAAAUCUCGAGUCUCCAGUUCUCUUUCACGCGGCCGUGUCAUCCCUACUAAAACAUGAAGUCUCCGAGAAUAUAAUCCUUCUUGAGGUCGGCCCACACGCGGCUCUCGAGGGUCCCUUACGACAGAUCCAAGCAGAAAGUUUAAAUACUUCAGCCUAUGCUUCGUCCCUCCUUCGAGGCCAGAAUGACGUGGAAAGUCUUUUGGCGAUGAUUGGCAAGGUUCAUUCUCUUGGCUAUUCUGUUCAUCUGGAAGAGACAGUGUCUGAAGGCCUCACCCUUUCUGAUCUCCCGAGGUAUCCUUGGGACCAUAGCCAGAGCUUUUGGUAUGAGUCAAGGCUAACUAAGGAAUGGAGACAUCGGCCGUACAAGCACCAUGACCUUCUCGGGGUUAGAGUUGCAGAAAGUACUGAAUUUGAUGUCCUUUUCCGCAAUAUUUUUCAUCUUGAAAAUGCACCAUGGAUGCGUGACCACAAGGUAGGCGGUGACAUUGUGUUCCCAUUUGCGGGCUAUGCAGAGAUGAUAGGAGAGGCACUAUCCCAACUGUCCGGUGUCCCUGAUGCAUUUCGCUUGCGUCAUGUUAUCAUUAGUACCGCUCUUGUUCUGAAAGAAAAUCAUCCAACGGAGAUAAUGACAGCCAUUCGUCGUCACCGUUUGACCCACAAUCUUGACAGUGAAUGGUGGGAAUUUACCAUUUCUUCUUAUAAUGGAUCCACAUGGACAAAACAUUGUUUUGGAGAAGCUCGAUCGCAAGCCGAAGAGUUAAUCAGCGGCGAGGAACCAAAGUGCCUAGUACGGAAAGUCACAACUCGCCGAUGCUAUGCUGCCAUGGCAAGGGCUGGACUCAACUACGGUCCCUCGUUCCAACGGCUAGAUCAUGUCCGCGCCGACACAGCUAGCCAGUUGGCCACGUCGAAGGUUGCGAGCAGGCAAACGGAUAGCAUAUAUUAUCGACUACACCCAUCAAUCAUUGAUGCCUCAUUGCAGUUACUCAGCGUCGCGGCUACGAAAGGCUACGUGAAUGCCACAGGAAAAAUGAUGGUUCCAACAAGCAUCGAGGACAUAUGCAUCUUCCGUUGUCAUCAAGAUCUUCAGAUCCGAGCAUGUGCAAAUUACUCACCAAGCGGCUGCAUAUUGGGUUCUGGGGAUUGUGUGACCAGUGAAGGAAAGGUUGUACUCCGGGCCUCUGGUAUAAAACUAUCUUUUGUUGAUGACAGUGCCACGGAGGAAAUCCCAAGUGGCUUCUCUCGGGCAAGAUGGGCACCACAUCUCGACUUUCUCGAUGUGCAGUCAUUGAUAAAGCCAUCGGCAGACCACAGCAUGCAGAUUCGCACUUUGACAGAGCUAUCGCAUAUUUGCAUGAUUUACACAAAACGUGUACUCGUGAACCUUGAAAGCCCUCUUUGUCAUUUGAAAAAGUAUCGUUCGUGGAUCGCUCGCCAACUUGAAUUCUCUGAUCUUCAGCAUCUCGAUUGUCUAGAUAAUGAUUCAAUUACACAAAGAGUCCGACAGAUUGUUGCCGAGCUAUCAGAAACAAGUGUCAAAAGUCCUGCCAUUGCUAUUCAAAAAAUCUUUGAUCACAUUGAGAAGAUCUUUAUUGGAGCUGUUGAUGGUCUCGACUUGCUUGUUUCUGGAAACACAUUGGUCGAUCUUUAUGCACUAGUAGAUCAAUGCGACGAAUCACAAUUCUUUGAACAUCUCAUCCACACAAGGCCAAAUCUCCGUGUCCUUGAGAUCGGCGCUGGAACGGGGGGAUCCACUGCUAAUAUACUCAAGCUCCUGACCCCUGGAAAUCGAAGGCAUUACUCGAAGUAUACUUUCACUGACAUCUCGGCCGGCUUCCUCUCGGCCGCCAAAGAGCGUUUUGGAAUGUAUGAAAGCAUUGAGUACGCAACUCUGGAUAUCAGCCAAGAUCCCUAUGAUCAAGGGUUCGAAAAUUCCGAGUACGACCUCAUCGUCGCAACCAACGUGAUACAUGCAACCCCAUAUCUCAAUGAAGCCUUGCGCAACGUGCGAACAUUGCUUGCCCCAAAUGGCCGUUUACUGUUGCACGAACUCACCCCAAGCUCGAAAUGGGUCAACUAUAUAUGGGGAAUACUACCUGGCUGGUGGUAUGGGGAGGGUGAUUCCCGAGUUCAUGAGCCCUAUGUUGAUCUCAAGCGAUGGGAAUCGGAACUACAGGCCGCCGGUUUCCGUUCCCCUGAUGCAGCAGUUCUCGACUCCCCGGAACCGUAUCAAGUUGGAUCGACAAUCAUAGCAAGACCAGCGCUCGACGUCACUCCAAUCAGACGUGUCACCCUCCUCACGCUGUCUAGAUCGAAGAAUGUUGAUCUCCUAACACAAGGUCUCGAGCAUAGGGGGUAUACUGUUUACCCUCGUGACCUGUAUGAAAUGCCUCUACCCCCUGGGCAAGAUGUUAUUGCGAUGAUUGAUGAUGAAGCCCCAUUCUUUGAAGAUCUUGACGACGAGAGAUUUGGUGGAUUCAAAUCUUUGAUUGAAAACCUGCAGGAGCGCGGACUUCUUUGGGUCACUGCCCUCUCACAAAUUCAAUGUCGGGACCCGAAGUUUGCCCAAAUUAACGGGACUGCGAGGUCUUUACGGUCAGAAAUGUUGAUCGAUUUGGCUACAUGUGAGGUCGACGACGUCUCUCAAUCGAUCGGCAAGAUUAUUGAUGUUUUCGAGAGCUUCCAAGUUCGACACGAAGAACAGUUUCUUCACCCCGAGUUUGAGUACGCAAUCUUGAGAAAUACUGUUCAUGUUGGGCGUUAUCAUUCUUUUCAAGCACAGGAGGAGAUCCUGGACUCAAGCGUUAGCGACAGUAUAUGUCUUCAGACGAGUAAAGUCGGUCGUCUGUCCGCGCUGCACUGGGCCGACCAAGAAAUAGAUGCACCGAAGGCCAGGGAAGUGGAAAUUGACAUCCACGCGACUGGUCUGAAUUUCAGAGACGUUUUAGGUGCCAUGGGAAUUAUUGAAACCCAAGAAAAUGGAUUUGGCCUUGAGGCCUCUGGGACAGUUCGUCGCGUUGGUCGAGAAGUUCAAGAUCUUAGGCCUGGCGACCGCGUGAUGGUUCUUUCUUCUUGUUCAUUUGGGACCAGGGUUGUCGUUCCGGAGGACGUCUGUGAAAGGAUUCCUGGGGGUCUCAGCUUCGAGGAUGCCGCCACUAUACCUUGUGUGUUUGCCACAGCUCUCUACUCCAUAUUCGAUGUCGGCAAUUUGCAAAAGGGCCAGUCUAUUCUUAUACACAGCGCAUGUGGUGGGGUUGGAAUUGCCGCCAUUCAACUGGCGCAGAUGAUUGGUGCAGAAAUAUUCACCACAGUCGGAAGCGACGAGAAGGUGAAGUUUCUAAUGCAAAAUUUCGGAUUGCCACGCAACAGGAUUUUUACUUCUCGCGAUACAUCUUUUGUGAAUGACAUCAUGCGAGAGACAAAUGCCGACGGAGUCGAUUUAGCGCUCAACUCGCUGUCAGGAGAAUUGUUGCAUGCAACAUGGACUUGCAUUGCAGAAUUCGGGAAGAUGAUCGAGAUAAGCAAAAGAGACUUAAUGGGGUCCGGAAAGCUUGACAUGAGGCCAUUUCUUGCCAAUAGAAGCUAUUGCUGCGUUGACCUCGACCAAAUUUGUCGAAAGCGAUCGAGAAUCACAAAGAGUGAAAGACUACUCAGAGAGAUCGUCCAUCUAGUCAAAGAACGUUACAUCCACCCAAUAAGGCCCAUCAAAAAGUUUCCUGCCAAUGCGAUACUCGAUGCGUUCCGCUACAUGCAGCAAGGUGUGCAUCUAGGCAAGAUCGUUGUAUCAAUCCGAGACAAGAAGGGUGAACUACUUCUUGUUGAUGGUAUCCAGCGCCGGAGGACGGGUACUCAAUUUGAUGAAUCUGGAGCAUUUCUACUUGUUGGCGGCCUUGGAGGCCUAGGUCGCUCUGUAUCAACGUGGAUGAUGGAGCGAGGAGCACGGCACUUUAUCUACCUUUCUCCAACAGCCGGGACAAAGAAAGACCAUCAUGACUUUGGUGAAGAGCUAAUGACCAUGGGAUGUCGAGUUUCAUUCAUUCAAGGCAGUGUUUCGAAUCUCAAGGACGUUAUUAAAGCCGUUGCGCGGGCUGAAGGCCGGCUGAAAGGUAUAUUGCAAAUGUCCAUGGCGCUUGGCAAUCAAACCUUUCCUCGGAUGACACUACACGAAUGGAAUACGGCUGUUGAUCCGAAAGUUCGAGGGACUUGGAACUUGCAUCACGCUUCCGUUUCUGUUCAAGCAGAACUUGACUUCUUCGUUCUAUUCAGCUCGAUCUCCGGAAUAUGUGGGCAGCCUGGUCAGACCAAUUAUGCCGGUGCAAACACCUUCUUGGAUGCUUUUGCACAAUACCGGUUAAGCCUUGGACUACCAGCUUGUGCAAUAGAAAUCGGUGCCGUGGAAGAGGUCGGCUUUCUCGCAGAGCACGAGGAUGUCAAGGAAAAGCUUCAGGCCGCGGGUGCCCUGCCUGCUCCAAUCUCAGAAUCGGAACUUCUUCUUGGCUUAGAACUGGCGAUGAAAUCCAAAACUUCAAGGUCUCCAAAUACAGCCAACAACAUUUGCCUUGGGCUUCGAACCAAUAUACCUCUUCAUGAUCCCAACAAUCGCUUGAUCUGGAGGAAGGAUGUUCGAAUGGCCAUAUUCCAUAAUGCCGGUGCCUAUGACGUAUCGUCGGCGGGCUUCGUCAAUGACGGUCUGAAAUUAUUUAUCGUGGCAGCUAAAUCAGACCCAGCUCUUCUAGUUGAGAGUCAGUCGGCUCAUUUUCUUGCUUCUGAGAUCGGAAAAAAGGUCUUCAGUCUCCUGCUGAAGCCGGAAGAAGAUCUAGUAACCUGGUGCUCCCUUUCCGAGUUGGGCAUGGAUUCUCUUGUGGCAAUAGAAGUCAGACAAUGGUGGAAAACGAUUUUCGAGUUUGAUAUCAGUGUAUUGGAGAUGCUGGGGAUGGGAACGCUCGAUGCCCUUGGCGACCAUGCCGCUAAAGGAAUGCUUCAUUUGUUCCACAACAUAGGAAGAUGA